AUGACCAAGGACUUCGGCAAUCUUCUCAAAUAUGAAGGUGCUCGAGCUCUUGCUAAGGCUUUAGAAGAUCAUCAGCUGUCCAAUCACCUAUCCGGAGUUAUCAAGCCUACGAUCGAUAUCUUCAAGAAUGUAAAGACCAUCUCUCUCGGAUCCAAGCUCCUCGAACGGCUUGUCACUUCCUGUUCCACAGGGAAUACCAACGUCAGAGAGAUCAUGGAGACUAUCGGACAUGCCGUCCAACCUACUCAUGUCUGCUUAGCCAAACCUCUCAUGGAUCCUACAACUCAAGAUGGUUUAUGGGAUAUCUACCUGUUCGAGAAACUCUCUCCUCUCAUGAGCAGCGGACGCUUGAUAUCGUUUACUGCUCAUGGAUUCUGGUGUUACAACGAUGGUUGUUUCCCUUCUUCUCUCGACCAUUUCGACAUCGUCUUCUCCGAUUGUCCUUUAUCGACCCACAGCGGCAACUGUGAUUGCUAG
Molecule: messenger RNA, 477 nt
Organism: Kwoniella mangroviensis CBS 8507
Lineage: Eukaryota; Fungi; Basidiomycota; Tremellomycetes; Tremellales; Cryptococcaceae
Exons: 2
Coding region: 1-477 (158 amino acids)
Source: RefSeq, a predicted model, not a curated record